AUGCUAUCUCCAAUUGUCAAAAAUUCAGAUGUUGACUCAUACGAAAUAAUCAGCAAGCAGGAAACCACGUCUAUUCCAUCUAAAGUUAAGCUAACCAUUGUCAAUGUUCAAAACCACAUCAACAUUACCCACGGCACCGUUCCAAACAGAACCCAGCCCUGCCCCAAUGGCGCCCCAGUUCCAGCGUCCAACAAGACGCAAGAACCAAUACACAAAGAAAAACGAACCCCACUUGAUAGAGAAGAGGAGGAAUACAUAAGUCAAGUAGUCAACUAUAUCUGCAUGGUCCUCAUAAUGCUUACUGCUGCGUAUUGGAUCGACUUUAACUUCGUCAUCUCCAUGGCGCUUGAUGGCGAUUUUUUUGGCGAUGAUCUGAUUUUUGAUUGA
Messenger RNA from Glarea lozoyensis ATCC 20868, 387 nucleotides. RefSeq lists its product as uncharacterized. The coding region runs from base 1 to 387 and encodes 128 amino acids. The record is from RefSeq and is a predicted model, not a curated record. Lineage: Eukaryota; Fungi; Ascomycota; Leotiomycetes; Helotiales; Helotiaceae. The transcript has a single exon.